Messenger RNA from Wallemia ichthyophaga EXF-994, 1230 nucleotides. Its product is annotated as Endoplasmic reticulum-golgi family intermediate compartment protein 3. Gene Ontology annotation, cellular component: endoplasmic reticulum membrane; COPII-coated ER to Golgi transport vesicle; endoplasmic reticulum. The record is from RefSeq and is a predicted model, not a curated record. The transcript has 2 exons. Bases 1 to 1230 code for a protein of 409 amino acids. Gene Ontology annotation, biological process: endoplasmic reticulum to Golgi vesicle-mediated transport; retrograde vesicle-mediated transport, Golgi to endoplasmic reticulum. Lineage: Eukaryota; Fungi; Basidiomycota; Wallemiomycetes; Wallemiales; Wallemiaceae.
AUGCCUAAAUCUGGUUUCAUGGGCCUUGAUGCUUUCGGCAAAACACUCGAAGAGGGUAGAAUCAGACAUAGCUUUGGUGGCUACUUGACUAUAAUCUGUGCCAUUCUCAUUUCUCUCCUCACUUUCCACGAGUUCCGCGAUUACACGUCGAUCGACUUGAAACCGCGAAUCCAAGUUGAUCAAUCGAGGUCUGAGCAGCUUCAAAUUAACUUCAAUAUCACUUUCCCAAGAGUUCCCUGCUACCUCCUCUCUAUGGACGUUAUGGAUGUUAGCGGUGAGCAAGUACGUGACCUCAGACAUGCGAUCGUGCGUACAAGACUUUCUCAAUCUGGUGAGCCCUUGGAUGGUAUGAAGACGGCUGGGAUGAGUGGUUACCUCAAUGAGAAAGCAAAACCACGCGAGUGUGGUAGCUGUUAUGGUGGUGUACCACCCAACGAGGAGGGCUGCUGUUAUACUUGCGACCAAGUUCGCGACGCUUAUGUUAACCAAGGGUGGUCUUUCGUGAAUCCAGACGGUGUUAAACAGUGCGUAGAUGAACAUUGGGCAGAGCGCGUUAAAGAGCAGAGCAAUGAGGGUUGUAAUGUUGCUGGUCUGGUUGAUGUUAACAAGGUGGUCGGCAACUUCCACAUCAGUCCAGGUCGUUCAUUCCAAUCAAACGCUCAUCAUAUCCAUGACCUUGUCCCAUACCUCAAAAACACAAACACGCAUCACGACUUUGGUCACCAACUUCACCAUUUCAGCUUCAAGUCGACAAACGAGCCUGCGAACAGCGAGGAGCUCAAGUCGCUACUUAAUAUCAACGACCCUCUCAGCAAUACCAAAGCACACACCGAAGUGUCCAACUAUAUGUUCCAGUAUUUCGUCAAAGUAGUCUCAACUGACUUUGAUUUCUUGAAUGGGGAUAAGUUCAAUUCACAUCAGUACUCUGCAACAGCACAUGAGCGCAAUUUGGAUGAGAAGGGGAUCUACGCAAAGGAUACCCAUGGUCAGACUGUGAUGCACGGUAUCGAGGGAUUCCCGGGUGUUUUCUUCAAUUACGAUAUCAGCCCGCUUCGGGUGAUAUACACGGAGACUCAUCGCUCUUUGGCUAGCUUCCUCACGUCGACAUGCGCCAUUGUCGGUGGGGUGCUCACCGUUGCGUCACUCAUUGACGCAGGCGUCUUUGGCGCUAAACAGAGAAUGGGUGGAAAGGCGACAAGUCAUAGCUCAGCCGAUGGCAAAUUGCUUUGA